ACAAUUACCUUGCAAAGUGUAACACAUAUAAACAAAACAAAAGAAACUAAAAAGAAAAAAUUAGCAACAAAAAGUAAUUAACAAUUAAAAAUGUUGCCUAGCCGAGCCCAAAAAAGUAACAAAAAAAAAACAAAAGUAAGUAAGAAGAAAAAAAAUCAAACAAACUAAAAGUCAGCCACACACAACAUAAACCAAACGCGACGGUCUCAACAGUUGUAAACCAGACAGCAUUAAAUUCAUACACAUUUUUAGUUUAAACGUAAAAGUGGUUUAGUAGUAUUACUUAUCCUAAAUAUUAAAAAAAAUAAAAGUUGUAGAAAAGUUAUAAAAUAACACAAAGAAAAUUAUGUGGCGUUAUUUAAUGACCAGUCUUGUUAUUAUUAUAAUGAUAACUAUGUUCAUGCCAUCAUUUGUUUCGGGUUAUGAUCCCAAUGACAAGAAAAUUGCCUCGGUUUUACCACCAGAGGGUAUGUUUGAGGCUUUUUAUCCCAGGGAAAUGGAUGGUGUUCCCAACAGUGCUUCCCGGCCAGCUCAUGCUCAUGGAUCGUUUUUUAAACAUCGUAAUCCUGCCUUGGUGGAUACAAAAAAUGCAGCUGCUUAUGGCUAUCGUUUUGAUGGUAAAAGGAGAUUUAAUUUUGAUUAAGAGAAUAGAGUAAAUCGAGUUUUUUAAGUGUAUUAAAAAGAGUAAUAAUAAAAAGAUAAUGA
Messenger RNA from Lucilia sericata (common green bottle fly), 705 nucleotides. RefSeq lists its product as uncharacterized. The coding region runs from base 347 to 643 and encodes 98 amino acids. The record is from RefSeq and is a predicted model, not a curated record. The transcript has a single exon. Lineage: Eukaryota; Metazoa; Arthropoda; Insecta; Diptera; Calliphoridae.